CCCGCUGGGGCUUCGGGUCCGGAGCCUGAACCCACUGACGUAGUCCCGGGUAGGGACUCCAUCGACUGUGGGUCCGGCCCCUUCCCCUAUGAGCACCCCUACCGUCAAGCCUGUGCCUCUUCCCCGCCCCCUCGGCCUGUCCAGGGGAGGGGAAGGGGCGGGCAGCGCAGGGGGUGUGACAGCUCCCGCCCGGAUCAGUGCCAGCUGCAGCUUCGCUUGAGCGCCCUGUGCCAGCUGGCGCUUACAUCUGGAACCGAGGAGAAGGCUCAGAGUUCUUAGUCUUUGGGGAGGGGUGGGGUUCCCCACUCCUCUCAGACCUCUACUCACCCAGAUCGAGCCCCUUUGCCUAGCCCUGCAUCUUGCUCCUCCAGACAACCUGUCCUGCUGGGAACUGGCCCUUCGCUGCCGCCCGGGUGUCGCUCGCACCCACACCCCUCCAGCAUUCCAGGUUGGAGCUGCCCUGGAGCGCUGCGCUCCAGGGAUCCUCCAGCCUCUUGCUAGAGCGUGCACCGCUGUGUGAGCUGGAGAAGAAACAUGAAGGUCAGCUGGCCAGGUGAGAACCACUGGCAGGUGGGCCCAGCUGUGGUGGAGAGUCCAGCUGUGGGGGCACCGCAGGUGGGAAGUCUCCCUGACGUGGUUCCAGAGGGCACGCUGCUCAAUAUGGUGCUGAAAAGAAUGCACCGUCCCCGGUGCUGCUCUUACCAGCUGGUGUUCGAACACAGGCGGCCCAGCUGCAUCCAGGGACUUCGCUGGACACCGCUCACCAACAGUGAGGAGUCCCUGGACUUCAGUGUGAGCCUGGAGCAGGCCACCACCGAGCGCGUGCUCAAGGCAGGGAAGCUCCUCCACCGUCAUCUCCUGGCCACCUACCCUACCCUCAUCCGAGACAGAAAAUACCAUCUCCGACUAUACCGGCAAUGCUGCUCCGGCCGGGAGCUGGUGGAUGUGAUCUUGUCUCUGGGGCUUGGCGUCCAUUCACGGAGCCAAGCUGUGGGUGUCUGCCAGGUGUUGCUGGAUGAGGGUGCCCUUUACCAUGUGAAACAUGACUGGACCUUCCAGGACCGAGAUGCCCAAUUCUAUAGGUUCCCUGGACCAGAGCCAGAACCCGCGGGAACUCAUGACAUGGAAGAGGAGCUUGUUGAGGCAAUGGCUCUGCUCUCGCAGCGAGGGCCUGAUGCCUUACUCACCGUGGCCCUCCGGAAGCCCCCAGGUCAGCGGACAGAUGAAGAGCUGGACCUCAUCUUCGAAGAGCUACUGCACAUCAAGGCAGUGGCCCACCUCUCCAACUCCGUGAAGCGGGAAUUAGCUGCUGUUCUGCUCUUUGAACCACACAGCAAGGCAGGGACUGUGUUGUUUAGCCAGGGGGACAAGGGCACCUCGUGGUACAUCAUCUGGAAGGGAUCUGUCAAUGUGGUGACCCACGGCAAGGGGCUGGUGACCACAUUGCACGAGGGAGAUGACUUUGGACAGCUGGCUCUGGUGAACGACGCACCUCGGGCAGCCACCAUUAUCCUUCGGGAAAAUAACUGUCACUUUCUGCGUGUGGACAAGCAGGACUUCAACCGCAUCAUCAAGGAUGUGGAAGCGAAAACCAUGAGGCUGGAAGAGCAUGGCAAAGUGGUGCUGGUUCUGGAGAGGAGCUCUCAGGGCACCGGCCCUUCCCGCCCCCCAACCCCAGGCAGGAAUCGGUAUACAGUAAUGUCUGGCACCCCAGAGAAGAUCCUAGAACUCCUGUUGGAAGCUAUGCGACCAGAUUCCAGUGCUCAUGACCCAACAGAGACCUUCCUCAGUGACUUCCUGCUGACCCACAGUGUCUUCAUGCCCAGCACCCAGCUCUUCACUGCCCUCUUGCAUCAAUACCCUUCCAGCCCCAGGGCGAUGUGGGUAGGGGAUGGAAUGCCGGCAGAGCCUGCUGGAGGCAGCGAACAGGAACGAAGCACCUAUGUCUGCAACAAAAGGCAGCAGAUUCUGCGGCUAGUCAGCCGGUGGGUGGCCCUGUAUGGCCCCAUGCUCCACUCAGACCCCGUGGCCACCAGCUUCCUCCAGAAACUCUCAGACCUGGUGAGCAGGGAUGCCCGACUUAGCAACUUGCUGAGGGAGCAGUGGCCAGAGAGGAGGCGGCAUCACAGGUUGGAAAAUGGCUGUGGGAAUGCAUCUCCUCAGAUCAAGGCCAGGAAUGCACCUGUUUGGCUCCCUGGCCAGGAGGAACCCCUCCCAAGCAGCAUUGGUGGCGCCAUUCGAGUUGGGGACAAAGUCCCCUACGACAUCUGCAGACCCGACCACUCGGUGCUGACUCUGCAGCUGCCUGUGACGGCCUCCGUGAGAGAGGUGAUGGCGGCUCUGGCUCAUGAGGACCACUGGACCAAGGGGCAGGUUCUGGUCAAGGUCAAUUCCGCAGGCGAUGUCGUUGGCCUGCAGCCAGAUGCCCGCGGUGUGGCCACAUCCCUGGGGCUCAACGAGCGGCUCUUUGUUGUGGACCCACAGGAAGUUCAUGAGCUGACCCCACACCCGGAGCAGCUGGGGCCCACUCUGGGUUCUUCUGAGAUGCUGGACCUAGUGAGCGCCAAGGACCUGGCAGGCCAGCUGACAGAGCUUGACUGGAGCCUCUUCAACAGGAUACACCAGGUGGAGCUGAUCCAUUACGUGCUGGGGCCCCAGCACCUGCGGGAUGUCACCACCGCAAACCUGGAGCGCUUCAUGCGGCGCUUCAAUGAGCUGCAGUAUUGGGUGGCCACCGAGCUCUGUCUCUGCUCGGUUCCUGGGCCCCGGGCUCAGCUGCUCCGGAAGUUCAUCAAGCUGGCGGCCCACCUCAAGGAGCAGAAGAAUCUCAACUCUUUCUUUGCGGUCAUGUUUGGCCUCAGCAACUCUGCCAUUAGCCGCCUGGCCCACACCUGGGAGCGUCUCCCCCAUAAAGUACGGAAGCUGUACUCUGCCCUGGAGAGGCUUCUGGACCCAUCGUGGAACCACCGAGUGUAUCGGUUGGCACUCACCAAGCUCUCCCCUCCUGUCAUCCCCUUCAUGCCCCUGCUACUCAAAGACAUGACCUUCAUCCAUGAGGGAAACCACACGCUCGUAGAGAACCUCAUCAACUUUGAGAAGAUGCGAAUGAUGGCCAGAGCCAUGCGGAUGCUCCACCACUGCCGGAGCCACAGCACGGUGCCUCUGUCACCACUCAGAAGCCGAGUUUCCCACAUCCACGAGGACAGCCAGGCAUCAAGGAUUUCCACAUGCUCUGAGCAGUCCCUGAGCACCCGGAGUCCAGCCAGCACCUGGGCUUACGUCCAGCAACUGAAGGUCAUUGACAACCAGCGGGAACUGUCCCGCCUCUCCCGGGAGCUGGAGCCAUGAGGAGGGACUGGACGGAGCAGGCACUUCUCUCAGAGAAAGCCAGAGCCUGUGGGGCCCCGAGAGGUCCAGAGGCCAGCCACAGCUGGGCAGGGCUCUCCGUGGAGCGGACUGAAGGCCCUGGAGUGGGCAGUCUAGAGGCAGCUGGCCCCUGUGAGGACUGUCAGCUAAGGAGAUCUUUGAUGUGGAACUGAGCUGGCCAUAAGGCCAAGGAAAAGGGGACAUGAAGGCCCUGGAGUGGGCAGGGGGGCUGGGAGGUGCAAGGACUCCAAGGUACAAUAGAGAGCUCUCCCACCAGGCUUUUUAUGCCAUCUGUACAUACAGCUGUGCCGCCCCGUGGUCGCCAGGCCCCGCGCUUGUGUUUCACGGGGGUCAGAGAGCUCACAUCUGCAGCGCGCGUGUGCUCUGGGUGGGGGAGUUUGGCUUUUCUCUCCACUGAGAAAAACGGCUGGGUGUAGGCAGGGCUGUGGCCUAGAGUGGUGGUCCCUGUGGAGCAGCCUUGUUCCCAUAAAUUAACAAAGAUAAUGUGUGUUCUGUGGCCUGGGCAUAUGACAGGGAAAGCCGGUGGAGGAGGAAUUUGUUCCCUGGGUACAGAAAGCAGCCCCACCACCUCAGGCUGGGCUCCAGGAAAGCCAACUGUUACCCAAAUGGGCUACGGUGCUGUCCUGGGCACUCUGGGGAUCAUCAGCUCUCUGCCAAAAAAGACUAUAAAAGUCCAGAUGCAGCUAGCAUCCUCUACCUCCUUCUUCCCGGCUCUGCUCCCUCAUCUGCCCUUGAUCCUGUUGGGUGCUGUGUGUGCUGAGCACAGGGGUGAGGGAAGAGACAUAGGCAGAAGACGUGAAAACAUAACCGCACCUGUCUAGGCAAAGUUUCAUGCCUGGAAACUCCAUUCUACGAUGCUGCCCUCUCUGCUCUCUUUGUUGGGAGCCUGGAAGCGCUAGGCCAACCUGAAAGAAACCCCACAGCCUCCACCAUGACCCUGAGUAAACUCCAGGGCAGCCAGGACUCUCAGGCAUCUGGAGGAGGUGUGCUUACAGAAGAAGGGCCGGAGGCAGCUAGGGCAGCCCGGUGCUCCUCCUGUGGUGUAGCAGCCAGCUCAGACUUGACAUACUCCGCCUCCCCCUGGUCUCCACACUCUGCCAGACUCUUCACAGCCGGAGGCCACAGAGGCUAUGUCAGCUGAUCCCAGGAGAGGUCCAAGCUGUUGGCAGGGAGACAGACAGCGCAGGGACAUCACCCCCAGGUCUAAUGAGCCUGAGCACACCAGUGCAUUCUUUGCCUUCAUUUGCCCAGCUGUAAGGUGGGCAUGAUAGAGUCACCAGUGACAAGGCAGAAGGUCUCGCCUCCUCCAGAGUGACUGUCACAGUUCUGUGUCUGUGACCUGGGGGACAAGCCGCAUCUCCGGGAGUGGAAUCCAAGACAGCUCUCGGGUUAGAACCAACUGCUGGGAUGACCAAACCAGUUCUGUUGCCCAUGGGCAGGAAGGGAGAAUCUGAGGGCAGCAUCCUGAGCUGAGCAAUCGUGAUCGGAGCCCAAGCCUCCGUGAGUCAGGAGUCCCUGAAGCUUUCUUGUCUCCUAAGCCCAUUGUCAGUGUCUUCGGUGGAGACCGUGCCAGUCAGUCUCAGCCCUUUGCCAUCUCCACAGACUGCAGGGUGAAACCAACCCAGCCUCCUUCACCUGCUUUUAUUUCUUCUCCCUGGUCAUACUUACCUUCUGGGCUCCAACAUCCUGGGCUCCAUAUGGGCCUUCCAACUGAGACAAGCUGCAGCUUCCAGCCAAUCUACCUCAGUCUGGACCUCUUUGACCCUGCUGGGAAAGAUUCUGACAGGAGAAUAAUGCCCUGGACACACAGGGGACACAGACUUGGGAGUGGAUGUAUGAGCCAGGUCACCGCCUAGGGCACAGGGGACUGAGGAAGAGUCCAGGCUCCUGGUGGCCGUCUCCUGAUGUUCAGGCAGAGGGUGGGAAGCUGCUCCUGCUCCCUGGCUUCCCAGACUGUGUGUAUCCGUGGGUGGUGGAGGCACCUGAGGCCAAAAUAGGAGGGGAAGAUCACAGGCUGCUUAAGAGAGACUGAACAGGGAGGGGGCCUUCAAAAAAACUUGUUACCUAAAGAGGUAGAACAGAGGUGUGUGUGUCUCUGUGUCUGUGUUUCUUGUGAGGGAAAACAGCAUGAGUGGUCAUUGCGCAUGCCUGUGGCCUUCCCUGUCUCCCAUAUGGUUCCCUGUAAGGGCUACAGCCAUGGGCCAGGCCAGGCUUGUACUUCACCAGGGGAGGUUAUGCUUCUCUAGCUGUGCACAGUGCCUGGUGAG
Microtus oregoni (creeping vole) is the source of this 5654-nucleotide messenger RNA. It is a transcript of the gene Rapgef3, whose product is annotated as Rap guanine nucleotide exchange factor 3. The record is from RefSeq and is a predicted model, not a curated record. NCBI's taxonomy places the organism in Eukaryota, Metazoa, Chordata, Mammalia, Rodentia, Cricetidae. The coding region runs from base 535 to 3348 and encodes 937 amino acids. Gene Ontology annotation, cellular component: plasma membrane. The transcript is spliced from 28 exons. Gene Ontology annotation, biological process: positive regulation of GTPase activity; Ras protein signal transduction. Gene Ontology annotation, molecular function: guanyl-nucleotide exchange factor activity.